Messenger RNA from Apodemus sylvaticus (European woodmouse), 1503 nucleotides. It is a transcript of the gene Tex44, whose product is annotated as testis expressed 44. NCBI's taxonomy places the organism in Eukaryota, Metazoa, Chordata, Mammalia, Rodentia, Muridae. Bases 1 to 1503 code for a protein of 500 amino acids. The record is from RefSeq and is a predicted model, not a curated record. The transcript has a single exon.
AUGACCACUGAGCCCUUAGAAGACCCUGAAGCCAGCAGCAGUUCUGCACAUGAUCUUCCCCAGGCCUCCUCGGACAACAAAGCUGAUGAAAACUCUGCAGAUGUACCCGGAGAAUCCGAAGAACCAGACUCCCUGCCUGAUGACGACCCACCAGGAGACAUCGCCAUAGCACUCUCUGAACAGGAUGUAGAUGAGGCCUCUGUGGCAGAAACCAUUGCCACAGAGCACGAUGAGGAGCAGGCCUUCGUUCACAUUGAUACCUUCCUGAAACAGGAUGAAGACCUGGCCUCCAAGCCGAGGGCCACCAUCCCGGAGAAAGAUGUAGACCAGGUGUCCGUGCAGAUUACCACCAUCAUUGAACAGGGUAAAGACCAGGCCUCCAUGCAGACUGCCACCUUGAUGGGACAGGAUGAAGACCAGGCAUCUAUGCAGAUUCCCACUUCUGUGGGACAGGAAAAAGAUCAGGCCUCGGCGCAGACAGACUCCUCCAUAGGGCAAGAGGUCGAGCCAGACAUCUCCAUGGCUACAGCAACUUCCGGGGUCAAAGAUGAGAGCCCAGAUACUCCAAGUCAGAGUCAGGACAAUUCUGAAGAGAUCACAUCUCUACUGCCCCAAGACCCAGGUAUCCUGCAAGUGUUUGUGGGUUUCCAGAACCCAGUGUGGGACAGGUUAGCUGAGAACAACCGUACGAGUCGGAGUCGCACGGUUUCCCCAAGUGACUCCCAGACCCAGGAAAAGACACCAGGAAAGCCAGUUGGUCCAGAAGGGCAGCCAGAGAUAGCCCCAAAUGCCGAUGUCCCAUCUGUCCUACCUGAAGAUGUACAGCCUUCUGAGGGCGCUACUGACCCGCCCCCUUCAGAUACCAGUGAUCCUGACCCAGAACCCUCGACUACCACCAAGGCUGCUCAUCAGGAAGCUGGAGGGGGCAACACUUUGAACUCUGAGAGCAAAGCUAGGCCCCCGGGGCCCACCAGUGAAGAUUUAGCUGCUGACUCAGGGAAUCCACAGGCCCCACCUGUCUCAAACUCCCCAGGAGACUGUCCACCCCCGUCUCCAUAUUCCCGUCAGGUAGCCCUGGGCAGGAACCUUCUGGACCCCAAUCUGUAUAGGCCUGAGGUGGAGAAUGACUACAUGCGCUCCAUGACCAGCCUGCUGGGUUGUGGAGAGAGCUCCAUCAGCUCCCUCACAGACAUCCUGGUGUGGUCAGACACGGCCACGCGCAUGGGUGUGGCUGUGGGCAUUCUGGCCUCAGGCUGCAGUUCUCCGGCCGACAGGCUACAAGACGAGGGUCCCCGCCUGCGCACUGUCGCCAGCCUCUUGCGCAGUGCCAGGUCAGCUUUCUCCUCUGGGGUGAUGUCUGGAACUGGCUCAGCCCUGCGCUCUGUCACACACCUGCUGGAGUCUGUGGAGAGGCGUACUAUGGAAAGCAUCCGUUCAGCUAUGCGCUACCUGGCCCAUCACUUCACCUCACGCUGGGCCCGCACUGGCCCCAAUGGUGACUAG